This is a messenger RNA of Thunnus maccoyii (southern bluefin tuna), 1389 nucleotides long. RefSeq lists its product as uncharacterized. The transcript is spliced from 6 exons. The record is from RefSeq and is a predicted model, not a curated record. Lineage: Eukaryota; Metazoa; Chordata; Actinopteri; Scombriformes; Scombridae. Bases 438 to 1061 code for a protein of 207 amino acids.
GGUGUGCUCUGCCUACAGGCAAACCUUUGUUUUUAGGUGUUCAUUUCGUACAGCCAAUUCUUCAGUGCACUUACAUUGUGAGACAAGCUGCGGUUGCUUGGAGAAUAGUGACACGCAAGUGCACAGCCAGACAAUCAGAGGGGAGCUCUUAUUUUAGGUCUAGACAACAAAACCUGCCAGGACCUGACCAUAAACCUCAGGCUGUGUUCUGUGAGCCGGGACGGGAGCCAGGCCUUUCAGUGUGUAAAAACUGAUUAAACCAACUCUGAAACUAAAAUUGAGAUGUUUGUUUAAGGGUGUCCUAGAGGAUGAUAAUGUGAAAGGCAGCAAUGCACCCAGUGUGAUAUGCAGACAGACCAGUUCCACCCACUGAGUCAUUCCUCCAAACAGAGAGGAUAAACCUGCUCUGUCACCUCUCGACCGUCACAGUAGUAACAAUGUGCAGCCGCUGCCCAGACUGCUGUCUUAACAACCUGAGGGACACUGGUGGUGGUGAUGAUGAUGAGGAUGAUGAUGAUCUUUGCCCACUGUGUCAAUCACCCAGCAGCUGUGAUGACUUUAAACACCACCGCUGUCUGUUUCACAUCAUUAGCAUCUGCAGGAAGUAUGAGCACACAGCAGAGGGCGUUUUCUGUCCAGGUGUUUCACAGGUUCAACCACCAAGACAAAAAUGGCUGCUGAUGAUCUGUGGACUACUCUUCCUCCUGCUCUUCACUUUCCUCAUGGCAGCUGUUAGCAGGGAAGAACAUGAUGCUCAAGACUAUGAUGCAGAUGUUGUUCUUCCAUCCAAAGCCUUGUGGUUGUUGGGCUCUCUGCUGUUCUGGACCAUUUGGUUGCUCCUGCACCUCCUCCAGAUGUUUCUCCGGUUGAUCAAAGUUCUGCUGUGGUUCAUCAUCAUCUUUGCUUCCCCGCUGUGUCACUGUUUGUCGUUCAUUCUGUCCUGUGUGCUGCUGCUUCUACAUUACACGUGUGAUGCUGUGUAUUUUGCAACCACCAGCCCCGUGUACAUAUAUGGCAUGCUUCUCAGUGUUGGCUUUUCACUGCUCAUUUUCACCAGGUGAAAGCUGUAAAUAAAAUAUUUAUUUUAUAGAGACAAAUCAUGUUAUAUAGAGAUUAAAUAGAUCAUUUCACAUCAAUCAAUGGGCUCUAAAAUGGAAACUGGAAAAAUAAAAACAAGUGAACUAAUCAGGUGUUUAAAAUACAGCAUUUUCUGUACAUACAUACUGUUUCUCUAAAUGUUUAAAGUGUUAAAAUAAUCAUAAUCACAUGCAAAUUGAUUUUUUUAUGGCAUAACAUCACAUCUGAUGUAUUACAGAAAUGUAUGCAUGGAGUAAUGUAUAGAUUUAUUGUAUAAUUUAUGAUCAAAUCAAUAAAUGAUACAUGCAGGAG